AUGGAGAAGCUUGCCGUGGUGGCGCUGCUGCUGCUCCUGGCCCAACUCAGCUCCGGCCAGACCAGGAGCAUGUGCCUCCACCAGAUCGCCAUCGUCAGCCAGGCCUGCAUCAUGAUUCCCUGGAGAGGAGGAGGCUCCCCCCACGCUGCCACCGCCCUCCUCGAGCCGCUCCACAGCGACCACCACGGCGGCGAUCACCGCCACCACCACGCCGCCACUCACGGCCACCGCCGCGGCCACCACCACGGCCACGGCCACCGGCACCUGCAUGGGAGCAGCGCGGAGGAGCACUGCUGCCGGUGGCUCAAAGAGGUGGACGACGUCUGCGUCUGCGACCUGCUGGUCCGCCUGCCGCGUUUCCUCACCAAGCCCGACCACAAUUUCACCGUCGCCGUGGGGAACGCCUGUAACGCCACCUACAGCUGUGGAGGCAUCUGA
Spirodela intermedia is the source of this 438-nucleotide messenger RNA. NCBI's taxonomy places the organism in Eukaryota, Viridiplantae, Streptophyta, Magnoliopsida, Alismatales, Araceae. The record is from the annotation of a GenBank genome assembly.